AUGUACAUCUUGUACGACUUGAGAGCGUAUUUGGUGAACAAUUUAUCAACAAGGUCCUGUUCUUUCAACACCACCGAGUCGUUGAACGACUCGUCAUACAAAACAGAGUUGUUCUGCGGCAGACUUUGGAUCUCCUGGAAGUUAUCGAGCUCGAUGUUGUCCAGAUCAAAGCUCUCGCUCACGAGCUGUUUCAUCCAGUACAACAUUCCAAGGAAAAUGUGCCAGUUGGAGCCACCAACAGCGCUGAUCUGCGACUUGUUGAUGGUAUCCAAAUACGGAUAUUCCAGAAAUUUCAACAACGAGUACACCUCUUGCUCGAUGGAUCUGAAAAACUUGUAG
Messenger RNA from Ogataea philodendri, 339 nucleotides. RefSeq lists its product as uncharacterized. The record is from RefSeq and is a predicted model, not a curated record. The coding region runs from base 1 to 339 and encodes 112 amino acids. The transcript has a single exon. NCBI's taxonomy places the organism in Eukaryota, Fungi, Ascomycota, Pichiomycetes, Pichiales, Pichiaceae.